Drepanopeziza brunnea f. sp. 'multigermtubi' MB_m1 is the source of this 1740-nucleotide messenger RNA. RefSeq lists its product as uncharacterized. Gene Ontology annotation, molecular function: D-xylulokinase activity. The record is from RefSeq and is a predicted model, not a curated record. Gene Ontology annotation, biological process: D-xylose metabolic process; xylulose metabolic process; phosphorylation. NCBI's taxonomy places the organism in Eukaryota, Fungi, Ascomycota, Leotiomycetes, Helotiales, Drepanopezizaceae. Gene Ontology annotation, cellular component: cytosol.
AUGUCGACUUCAGAAGGACCCCUGUAUCUUGGUUUCGACCUCUCGACUCAACAACUCAAAGCGAUUGUCAUUACAUCCGAACUGAAAGUCCUGUAUGAAGCCAAGACGGACUUCGAUGCCGAUCUCUCAAAAUACGGCAUCAAGAAAGGUGUCCAUGUCAACGAAGCCGAGCGAGAAGUCUACGCGCCCGUAGCCAUGUGGCUCGAGGCCUUAGACCUAGUGCUGCAGCGUUUGAAGGAGAAAGAAACGCCUUUUCACAGGAUCAAAGGGAUUUCCGGUGCUGGCCAGCAGCACGGAAGCGUGUACUGGAGCAAGACUGGGGAGGGACUACUGGGGUCUCUGGAUCCGAAGGGCACGUUGGUGGAGCAGCUUGAGAAGGGGGCAUUUGUGCAUCCGUUCAGUCCGAAUUGGCAGGAUGGCAGUACGCAGAAGGAGUGUGAUUCAUUCGAUGCGGAGCUGGGCUCUGCGGAGAAGCUUGCGCAAGUCACGGGGAGCAAAGCUCAUCACCGCUUCACCGGUCCUCAAAUCAUGCGUAUGCACAAAAACCAUCCAGAGGUCUACCGAGCCACGUCUCGCAUCACUCUGGUGUCAUCUUUCUUGUCCUCCAUCUUCCUCGGCAAAAUCGCCCCUUUCGACAUCAGCGACGUCUGCGGCAUGAACCUCUGGGACAUCAACGCAGGCACCUGGAGUGAGCCCCUGCUCAAACUCGCAGCAGGUGAUGACGGCCUCGACUCUCUCAAGCAUAAGCUCGGCGACGUCCGCGAAGAUGGCGGCGGCAGCAUGGGCCCUAUCUCCUCUUACUUCGUGCAGCGGUACUCUUUCCCCCCUGACUGCGGCAUCGCCCCGUUCACAGGCGACAACCCUUCUACCAUCCUCGCUCUCCCAUUACGUCCUUUGGACGCCAUAGUCUCACUGGGAACAUCUACCACGUUCCUCAUGUCCACGCCGAAGUACGUGCCAGAUCCCGCGUACCACUUCUUCAACCACCCCACCACAGCCGGCCUGUACAUGUUCAUGCUCUGCUACAAGAACGGUGGACUCGCCCGCGAGAAGAUACGCGACGCCCUUCCCAAACCCACAGCCACAGCCACAGCCAUAUCCCCAGACCCCUGGGCCGCAUUCAACGAAGCCGCCCUCGCCACUCCUCCCCUAGGUCAGCCAUCCCCCUCCGACCCAGCAAAACUCGGCCUCUACUUCCCGCUGCCUGAGAUCGUGCCGAACGUGCGAGCAGGCACGUGGCGCUACACCUGCUCGAGCGACGGCUCGAACCUGCAAGAAGCAGAGCAGCCACCAUGGAGCAGCGCCGACGACACGCGCGCGAUCGUCGAGUCGCAGAUCCUGUCCCUUCGCCUGCGCUCCCAGAAUCUCGUCCUCCCUCCCGCGGAAGGCCUGCCCCCGCAGCCAGGACGCAUCUACCUGGUCGGCGGCGGCUCACUCAAUCCGGCCAUCGCCCGCAUCAUCGGAGACGUGCUGGGUGGUGCGGAAGGCGUGUGGAAGCUCGAUGUGGGCGGGAACGCGUGCGCGCUGGGCGGCGCGUACAAGGCCGUGUGGGCCAUUGAGCGGAAGGAGGGCGAGAGCUUUGAGGAGCUGAUUGGGGGGAGAUGGAGGGAGAGCGAGGCGGUGGAGAAGGUCGAUCUGGGCUAUAGAGAGGAGGUUUGGGGGCGGUAUAGGGAUGUGCUCGGGACGUUUGAGGAGAUGGAGGGAAGGGUGUUGGAGCGCGAGGAGAGGAAUAGGAGUUAG